UAAAUUGAAAUCAGAGGGAGUAUUUAUUUAUUUCAACAUCACACGUUUGUUGUUACUUAUUUCUUAUUUUUCCACAUUUUUUUGAUGUUGUAGAAUAUGUUAAAAUAGAGCUGCCGGCAACCAAAAUUAUUAAAAAUGAACCUUUUUUGAACAAAUGCACCCGUACACCGUGGCGAGUCGUUAGUUUACCGCUACAAAUUCUUCAACGCCACCCCAUUCAGCUGGCAGCACCACCCCUCCGCCGCCAAAAUCCCCCUUCACCAUCGGAGUUCGCCGUGCAUUUGCUUGCCAAAAAUCCUACUUCAUUAUGCCCGCUUUGUGUGGCAUCAAUAGUUGGACUCUUCCAGCUCGAAAUUGUUUACAGAGGGGAUUAACUGGUUCUAAUUCGCUAAAGUUUUUACCUUUACAAGUUAAUUGUGGGAAAAGAUUGUGGGGUAGGAGAUUGAGGUGUAAGGUUUUGGGGGAAACGGACGAUGUGGGUUUUGAAGUGAGUAGUGCUAUUAAAGACGAUCUAUUUGUUGGGUUUUUUAGAGAAGCAUGGCCGUAUUUUCUUGCGCAUAGAGGAAGCACGUUUGUUGUGUUGAUCUCAGCGGAAAUUGUUGAUAGCCCUCAUUUGGAUCAUCUUCUCAUGGACAUUUCCCUCCUUCAUGGUCUGGGAAUCAAAUUUGUUCUUGUACCAGGAACUCAUGUUCAGAUUGACCGACUUUUGUCUGAAAGGGGAAGUGAGGCAAAGUAUGUAGGCCGCUACAGAAUUACAGACCCUGAUUCACUCGAGGCAGCUAUGGAUACAUCUGGAAGAAUUCGUCUUAUAAUAGAGGCAAAGUUGUCACCUGGCCCUUCAUUGACUGGUGUCCGCCGGCACGGAGAAAAUAGUCGCUGGCAUGAUAGUGUUGGUGUUGCCGGUGGUAAUUUUCUAGCAGCGAAGAAAAGAGGAGUUGUCGAAGGAAUCGAUUAUGCUUCAACUGGUGAAGUAAAGAAGAUAGAUGUUUCUCGAAUUCGUGAGAGUCUCGAUCAGGAUUCCAUAGUACUAUUGAGCAAUCUUGGUUAUUCCAGCUCUGGAGAAGUAUUAAACUGCAACACAUACGAAGUUGCGACAGCUUGUGCCUUGGCUCUAGGAGCAGAAAAAUUAAUUUGUAUCAUGGAUGGCCCAAUUCUUGAUGAGUCUAGCCGACUCAUUCGCUUCUUAACUCUUCAAGAUGCUGAUAUGCUGGUACGCAGACGAGCUGAGCAAAGUGAGAUUGCUGCUAAUUAUGUAAAAGCUGUUAGUCAGGAGGACUUCAAUCAUUUAGGUUACAAUGGUUCCAAUGGAUCACUCCCUUCCCAAAAUGGCAAUGUUUUUAGCCAAAGGUACAAUCCCACAUUUCAGAAUGGCAUUGGAUUUGACAAUGGAAAUGGGCUUUGGUCUAGUGAACAAGGUUUUGCAAUUGGAGGACAAGAGAAACUAAGCCGGUCAAAUGGUUAUCUCUCAGAAUUAGCUGCGGCUGCUUUUGUGUGCCGAGGAGGUGUUCAAAGAGUGCACCUGUUGGAUGGCACUAUUGGUGGAGUUUUACUAAAGGAAUUGUUCCAAAGAGAUGGAGUUGGGACGAUGGUUGCUAGCGAUCUUUAUGAAGGAGCACGGAUGGCCAGGGUAUCGGAUAUUCCUGGAAUAAAGGAGUUGUUACAACCGCUAGAAGAGUCUGGAACAUUGAUCAGAAGAACUGACGAAGAGCUGGUGAAAGCACUGCCCUCAUUCGUUAUUGUGGAGAGAGAGGGCCAUAUUAUAGCUUGUGCAGCUCUCUUUCCUUACUUUGAAGAAAAAUGCGGGGAGGUUGCUGCUAUUGCUGUUUCUCCUGACUGUCGUGGCCAAGGACAGGGAGACAAGUUACUUGAUUAUAUUGAAAAGAAGGCGUCUUCCCUUGGAUUACAAAUGCUCUUCCUACUAACAACUCGCACAGCUGAUUGGUUUGUGAGGCGUGGCUUUUCCGAAUGUUCCAUUGAUCAUAUACCAGAGCAAAGAAGGAAAAAGAUCAAUCUCGCCCGUAGAUCGAAGUAUUACAUGAAGAAGCUGCUACCCGAUAAGAGUGGUAUACGUAUCGAUUGCACCUUCGCAUAGGAAUUGAAGGUUUUUCAUCUGUCUGUGUACUGGCGCAGACACGAGCUCAUAUUUAGUGAAGUGGACAAUCCUUGCAUCCAAUAUAGUCUAGUGGUACGGGCGUCUCACACCAAAGGGGUUUCUCCCUUCCUUUCCAUGAUUCCCAAUGUAACUGGAAAAAUAAAUUUGAAACUGGCAAUCUUUGUUCGCUCUGCAAUGGUGGCGCGACAGAAUAAUAGGAGGCUAGCUUGAGAAGCAACCAAUUGUUCCUGACAACUGAAAAUCUUUGCUGUUACUGGCUACUAUUUAAUCCUGAAGGGGAGUACGAUGGGCUUGGGAGUGGGCAUGGAAUAAAAUUUUGAUGUAUACGUAUGCUACUUAGUCUCAAGUUUAUCUCAAUAUUUGGACAGCCCUUGUUUUAUUUUCUGUUGUGUAAUGACUGGCUUAUCGUAUGCCAAAUGCCUCGAGUUUAAUAGUACGGAAUCCCAUUUAAGCUCUAAA
This is a messenger RNA of Capsicum annuum, 2572 nucleotides long. Its product is annotated as probable amino-acid acetyltransferase NAGS1, chloroplastic. The coding region runs from base 308 to 2092 and encodes 594 amino acids. NCBI's taxonomy places the organism in Eukaryota, Viridiplantae, Streptophyta, Magnoliopsida, Solanales, Solanaceae. Gene Ontology annotation, cellular component: cytoplasm. The record is from RefSeq and is a predicted model, not a curated record. The transcript is spliced from 10 exons. Gene Ontology annotation, molecular function: L-glutamate N-acetyltransferase activity, acting on acetyl-CoA as donor. Gene Ontology annotation, biological process: L-arginine biosynthetic process.